Podarcis muralis (Common wall lizard) is the source of this 4870-nucleotide messenger RNA. The record is from RefSeq and is a predicted model, not a curated record. Lineage: Eukaryota; Metazoa; Chordata; Lepidosauria; Squamata; Lacertidae.
UCUGUGGCUGCGGACGAGGGUCCAAUUGUCCCGUGGGAAUGUGCAUCGCAGUGGAGUUUGGGCUGAACAUUGUGAUCUGCAGUUGGAAAGAGUCGGCAGAGUUUGAGUUAUUCAUUCAGAGGCGUUCGAGGCUGGCGGUGAAGCUAAAAUAACAAACAAGAGCACUUAUCUCUGCCUCUCCUAGGUGCAUGGCCCUUUAAAUUAGAAGCAAGGAAUUCUGCCCAUUCUCAUUACAAAUAAAUAAAUUUCCAUAUCAAAGAGACCCUGUUCCACUUAAAGACACUGUCUUUAAGGCAGCCGAGAUCCUGAGUCGUCCUGCUUAAAUUUCCUGGGCGGGAGAAGAAAUAUCCCAGAUCUUGCUAACUCCACAUCUGCGGAGCGGAAGGGAAAUCUUGAGUCACCACGUGGAAUAAUCUCCUCCCGGGAAACGGAAACAUAGCAAUUCGCACACGGAAAGCGAAGAAAAGGCAACCAAGCUCUCUCUUCCUGGCGAUGGCUGCUUCUGGGGGUGCCGUGCAGGAUCUCUGCGAGGAAGCCACUUGCUCCAUCUGCCUGGAGUGUUUCAGGGAUCCGGUGAUCAUCCCGGAGUGCGGGCACAACUUCUGCCGAGCAUGCCUGAUCCAGUGCUGGGAGAAGUCCGAGGGAGAGGCUUCCUGCCCUCUGUGCAGAGAAAUCAUUCAGCACAGGACCCUCAUCCCCAAUCGGCCGCUGGCAAAUGUUGUGGAAAUACUGGGAGCCGAGAAAGUCUCCCUUCCAGGGGGAAAGGGGGCAGAAGGAAAGGGGAGGGUCUGCGAGAAGCACCAGGAGCCCCUGAAGCUCUUCUGCAAGGAGGAAGAAGCCCCCAUCUGUGUGGUGUGUAAUGUAUCCAAGGAGCACAAAGGCCACGAGGUGAUCCCUCUGGAGGAGGCGUUGCAGGAGUACAAGGAUCAGAUCAGCAGCUGCCUAGACAAUGUGAGGAAGGAGAGAGAGAAAAUUCUGGUGUUUAAAGCAGAUGCAGAAAAGGAAAGCCAAUACCUGCUUAAACAAACAGAUGCAGAGAGAGAAAAGAUGGUAGCUGAGUUCAGGCGACUGCACCAGUUUCUGGAAGAACAAGAGAAACUUCUUUUGGCUCAGAUGGCAGAAGUGGAGAAGGAGAUUGCAGCCAAAAGGGAGGAGCACCUGGCCAGACUCUCCAGGGAACUCUCCUCUCUUGACAGCCUCAUCCGGGAGAUGGAGGAGAAGCUUCAGGAACCAGAGAGUGAACUCCUGCAGGAUAUUGGAAGCUCCUUGCAGAGGUCUCAGGAGAAGGAGAACUUAGAGGAUCCUCCUGUGGCUUUUCCUCCUGCCCUGAAGUGGAGGACCUGGGACUUCUGUGAUAUGAAUCUCUUCCUGGAGGGAGUCAUGAAGCAGUUCAAAGGCACUCUGGACUCUGGACUUCAGCUGCAUCAAGAAAACGUCACAUUGGAUCCGGACACAGCAAAUCCCUGGCUCUCCCUGUCUGAGGAUCGAAAGAGUGUGCGAAGGGGGAAAGUGUUUAGAUACCUGCCAAACAACCCUGAGAGAUUUGACACAUAUGGCUAUGUGCUGGGAUGUGAGGGUUUCACAACAGGCAGACAUUUCUGGGAGGUCAUUGUGGGAGGUGAGGAGGGGUGGGGGGUGGGGGUGGCCAGAAAGUCUGUGAAGAGGAAGGGCAAGUUCUGUUUUGAUACUAGGGAAGGGAUCUGGGGUUUGGGGAAGUGGGGCGGUGGGUACGAGUUAUCCUCCCCCCAUGAGUUCCCUCAUCCAAGGAGGAAGCCCAAGAGGAUCCGAGUGGCCCUGAACUUUGAAGGGGGACGGGUGUCCUUUUACGAUGCAGACACAGCAGUCCUCCUCUACACAUUCUCAGCAGCCUCCUUCUCAAGAGAGACCCUCCAACCCUUUUUUUACGUGUCUGCCAAAGGCCACCUGACAAUCUCUUGCUCCAUAUCAUAUUUGGACGCAUUGAGUCUGAAUUUCCUGGAAAGGAAACACGCUCAUUUGCAGACGGAAAAGCAAAGAAAACGAAACCAACUCUCUCUCCCUGGAGCGGUGGCCAUGGCUGCUUCUGGAGGUCCCGUCAUGGAUCUCUGCGAGGAAGCCACUUGCUCCAUCUGCCUGGAGUAUUUCCAGGAUCCAGUGAUCAUCCCGGAGUGCGGGCACAACUUCUGCCGAUCCUGCCUGAUCCUGUAUUGGGGGAAAUCCGAGGGAGAGGCUUCCUGCCCUCAGUGCAGGAAAACAGUGGAGCAAGGCAGCAUCAGGCCAAACCAGCAGCUGGCAAAUUUUGUGGAAAUAACCCAGAAAUUCAGCCAUCUGGGCGGAAAAAAGGAGGCCGAAGGAAAGGGGAGAGUUUGUGAGAAGCACCAGGAGCCCCUGAAGCUGUUCUGCAAGGAGGAUGAAGCCCCCAUCUGUCUGGUUUGUGACAGAGCCAAGGAGCACAAAAGCCACGAGGCAGUUCCUAUAGAGGAGGCGUCCCUGGAGUACAAGGAUCAGAUCAGCAGCUGCCUAGACAACAUGAGAAAGGAGAGAAAGAAAAUUCUGGUGUUUAAAGCAGAUGCAGAAAAGGAAAGCCAAGACCUGCUUAAGCAAAUGCAAGCAGAGAGGGAAAAGAUGGUGGCUGAGUUCAGGCGACUGCGCCAGUUUCUGGAAGAAAAAGAGAAGCUUCUUCUGGCCCAGAUGGCAGAAGUGGAGAAGGAGAUUGCAGCCCAAAGGGAGGAGCACCUGGCCAGACUCUCCAGGGAACUCUCCUCUCUUGACAGCCUCAUCCGGGAGAUGGAGGAGAAGCUUCAGGAACCAGCGAGUGAACUCCUGCAGGAUAUCAGAAGCUUCUUGCAGAGGUCUCAAGCGAAGGAGAACUUAGAGGCUCCUCCGGUGGCUUUUCCUCUUGUCCUGAAGUGGAGGAUCUGGGACUUUUGUGAUAUAAAUCCCUUCCUGGAGGGUGUCAUGAAGAAAUUGAGAGACACUGUGGAAUAUGGACUUAAGCUGCGAAAAGAAAACGUAACUUUGGAUCCAGACACAGCAAAUCCCCGGCUCAUCCUGUCUGAGGAUCGAAAGAGUGUGAGAUGGGGAGAAGUGCGUCAAGACCUGCCAGACAACCCUGAGAGAUUUGACACGCAUGGCUAUGUGCUGGGAUGUGAGGGUUUCACAUCAGGCAGACAUUUCUGGGAGGUCACUGUGGGAGGAGAGGAGAGGAGGAAGUGGAUGGUUGCCCUAAAGCCUAUGAAGAGGAAGGGCCUUUUCUCUUUGGGUCCUAGCUGGGUAAAAGAGCUGACAGACAUCCCUGAGAGAUUUGACAGACACUUGUAUGUGCUGGGAAGUGAGGUGUUCAAGGAAUACAGGUGUUUCUGGGACGUCUUUGUGGGGAGCGAGGGGGAAUGGGCCGUGGGGGUGGCCAGAGAAUCUGUGAAGAGGAAAGGCAAGUUCAUCGCUGGUCCUACAGAAGGGAUCUGGCGCAUAGGGAAAUGGGGUGAUCAGUACAGGGUCUCCACCUGCGAUGGGCCCCCUGUUUUGAUGCUGGGUGGGGAGCCCAAGAGGAUCCGAGUGGCCCUGAACUGUGAAGGGAGACGGGUGUCCUUUUACGAUGCUAAUACAGCAGCCCUUCUCCACUCAUUCUCGGCAGCCUCCUUCUCAGGAGAGACCCUCCAGCCCUUCUUUUACAUGUUCACCAAAGGCCACCUGACAGUCUCUUGAGUGUAGAGACAGACAAGCUUCCCAGUUCACUGCUAAGUAUGCUUCUCAGUACCAGCAGUCCUAAAUCAGCAGAGAGAUGUGCAACAUCAAAGCGCUUCAGGAGCUCUGACCCAGACAACGAAGGCAGUAACUCACAGAGGCAAUUAAGCACAGACAGAAAUAUUUUACUACCGGGUCAAAAGCAUAAUGGUUCCCUUUUACAGUUUGUCUGCUGAAGCAUUUCUUAGAGUUUUCCGGGCUUUGCUUUUUGCGACCCACAUCCCUUUCUUGCAUUCUGUCAGCUUGCCAGAUAAAUGCGGACUAAAAACAGUUUUUAUAUAGCUUCUGUUAGAACUGAAGCAGCUCCUCUCACAGAUGUGGCCUUGAUGAAAGGUCCGGCUUUCUGACAGCUUCUAGCAAUUUCCAGAAUUCUCUGGAAUCUUCAAGAACUUCCAGUUAGUUCUGGAAAGAAUGAACGCUCACCCUCACGCCAACAAUUCAUCACCAUGAUGACAUUUCAGUCGUCUCAACCAAAAUCCCAUUUUGUCAAAACAAAAAUAAAUAAAUAGAGUUUGGGAGACUGGGGGCGGUGACUGUCAGAAGGGGCCGUGUGAGAUCUCACACGAACUUCCAGAGCCCAGUAAGCAAGAUGGAGGCUCACAAUUUUGGUGCCCAAAUCCUGCUCUGUAAAUAGUUUCUAAGCCCUCCACCUUGCUUACUGACCUCCAGGAAAGGUUCCUCAAAGCAUUUGCAGGGGUCUCCCUGACUUGUCUUGCUAAUCCCCAGAACGAAAGAGCCUCUGACAGUUCCAAGGACAGAACAGAGUCAAUUUGGGGGAUUUCAGGGAGUGGUAGUAAAUUCCCAUUUAUACAAUUAUUUUCUCUAAGGUGACUUCUUGCAAACAAUCAGAAACAUCUACAGUGGUGCCUCAGGUUGUGGACCUAAUCCAUUCGGAAGUGUACUGGGCCCGGGGGUUAACCUGAGCAAUGUGGUCCAGGUCCAGUCCAGAAUCCAAGGAUUCCACGAGGAGACAGUCCGACAGGGCCGAGGCAGGACAAGAGGCAGAAAACCAGGCUAGGUCAGGCACAGGGUCUCAGGCAGGUUCUAGCAAACAACAAUGUUACUCCCACAAGCUGGGGUGGGGUCUGACAGCCUUUUAUCUUUGUUGGGGUAACCGGUCCUAAUCCCCCGGUGACUCACCUCCCUG